This is a messenger RNA of Cynoglossus semilaevis (tongue sole), 5928 nucleotides long. RefSeq names its product palladin, cytoskeletal associated protein (gene palld). The transcript is spliced from 21 exons. The record is from RefSeq and is a predicted model, not a curated record. NCBI's taxonomy places the organism in Eukaryota, Metazoa, Chordata, Actinopteri, Pleuronectiformes, Cynoglossidae. The coding region runs from base 340 to 4773 and encodes 1477 amino acids. Gene Ontology annotation, molecular function: protein kinase activity.
ACCCACCCUCCCUGUACUCCUGGCUGUGAAACCUGAACCUGGGGCCAUAUUUAGCCUGACUCAGGGGGAUCAGUGAGGGACUGAGGGGCAGAUGGACAGAUGGGAGGACAGGAGGCCACUGCAGAGGAUCUGUGUGAACCUGAGACGUCCUGCUGCUGAUCAGCCGCUCUCUCUCUCCCUCUCCCUCUCUCUCUCUUCCUCUCUCAGUCUUCUUCUGGACUCUGAUAAAUUAAUAACAGUCGUCCUGGUCUGUUUAUUUCAGCUCAGUCAAUCUCCGUGGAGAAACCUGGACGCAGCAGAGCCCGGAGGACGUGUUGGGGCCCACAGACCAGGUUAAGGAUGCAGGACGGGAGUUGGAAUCAGCCACUCCCCUUCUCUCUGCUGCUGAAGUCCUCGGCGGCAGCAGGUGGGACCGUGGAGAGAGAUGGAGGGGUGUUUUCCGAGGCCUCCUCUGACGGAGAACUCUACCUGGACUCUGCAACAGAGCUGGAUUCUGGAGACGGAGACUUUGCAGAUCUCACUGCCUUUCUAAGUGCAGAUGAAAUCAAUCGUAGUCUGGACCUGGCCCGGGAGGCCUUUGAUGACACUACUGAUGAUCUGGGAGAUUGUAAGGGUGCAGCGACCCAGGAGCAGGUUCUCCAACCAAGCCCUUUAGUUCCAGUGAAGACCCAGGGCAGUGAAAACCUCCAGAACAAAUCCAAUCAUGCAGAUGAUACAGUUAAAUUCUCCUGCAGUCAGAACACUUCGAACCUCAGGCGAAAAGCUGCUCAGGUCUUUGGUGAAGCUCCACCCCCCACUGAGAACAUGGUCUGCCACAAACCUGUCCGUCCCAUCUACAAACAGGACAAACCCAGACUGAUCCACACGGGUCUGGAGCUGAACGACAGAGUAGCCUCCGCCACGGAGUUCUGCAGUCGUGCAGCCACCUUCAUCGAGGAGCUGUCCUCCAUUUUCAGAGGUUCGGCUCAUGUGGAGCAGCAGGUGGAGGAGGACUCCUCCUCUCCAGACAGUGGAUAUCUCUCUCCCCGGAGCCAGCGGCCGGCCCCGCAAGGCUCUGCCUCGGCUUCCAGUCAACAGGAGCAGGUGGAUCCUGGUCCUCAGCCUGGUCCACCACCAGUAACAGCAGCAGUCACAGCCACGUGUCAGAACUCGGGUGGUGCAGCCACAGCUGGAGCCUUGUCUCCACCACAGUUCCUCCAGAAGCUGAAGAGUCAGGAGGUAGCAGAAGGAAGUCCAAUUCGUUUGGAAUGUCGUGUCACAGGAAAUCCACAACCCCUUGUCAGGUGGUUCUGUGAAGGUCGUGAGCUCCACAACAGUCCUGACAUCCAGAUCUGGAGAGACGGAGACCUCCACACCCUCGUCAUCGCUGAGGCCUUUGAGGACGAUACUGGACGAUACACCUGUGUGGCCUCCAACAGUCUGGGAGCCGACAACACGUCUGCUGAGGUCUACAUUGAAGGUCCGGCAUCACUGACGUCGUGUGUCUGUGGUUUGGUCUUUCUGUGUCUGUACUGUCAGUCAGAACCAGCUGUGCUUCUGUCUGUGUUCCCCGCUGCAGGAGCCUCGUCCUCCGACUCUGAAGGAGAAGGAUCAGUGUCAAAGUCCAGAUCAGGAUCAGAAGCCAUGUCUCAGGUUCAGAAAAAAACCACCUCCAUGUCUUUAACAAUACGAUCGUCCUCACCUAAGACUCCAGAGAGCCUCCCUCAUCGAUCCACCCUGGUCCAGGCCCUGUCUCAGCCCACACAGAGGGUUCAGAGUCCUGUGUCUUCACUGAUCAGCUAUGACACAUCAGGACCCCCAAUAUUUACCAAGCAUCUGCAGGAUGCUCAGGCCUCUGAGGGUCAGGUGGUGGUCUUGGAGUGUAGGGUCCGUGGAAGUCCUCCACUCCAGGUCAAGUGGUACCGACAGGGAGAGGAGAUCCUGGACUCUCCAGACUUUCGCAUUCUCCAGAAAAAACCUCGGUCUGCAGCAGAACCAGAGGAGAUCUGUACGCUGGUCAUCGCUGAGGCCUUCCCUGAAGAUGGAGGUCUGUUCUGCUGCACCGCUUCAAACCCCUAUGGUUCCAUCAACAGUUCUGCCCAGCUCACUGUUACUGCAGUGUCCGAGGACUGGUCCAGUAACGGCGUCUCUGUCUCUGGGGAAAGUUCUGGGUGUGAAGACUCAGCAUCUUUCCCACCUCCUCCUCCACCCACAGAGCUCCCCCUCCUGGAGCUGUCCCCCAAAACUCUCCCUCCUUCUCCACCUCCUCCUGCAGCUGCUGCUCCUGAGAACCUUCAUGUAAAGGAGUUGGAAAUCUGGCCCAGUGUGUCUGCUUCAGCUGGGGUCCAGGUGGGCUCAGAGGGGGACCAGACCAAAGAACUGGUCCAGAAGGGACAGUCCUCCAAUCAGCCAUCGCCUCCUCCACCUCCACCGCCUCCCCCAGUGACACUACAGGCUGAUCCUGCAGCAGAAACCCAGGCCCAGAGUCAAGCAGUUCAGGACUCACCUCCAGGCUCAGGGAGACCUUCUCCAUCUCCAGCCAAAGAUGGUCCUCCGCUGCCCACCAAACCUAAACCGAAGCUGAACCUUUCUCAGCUAAAGCAGCUUCAGGACCAGAUUCUAUUGGAGCAGCAGCAGAGUCAGGAGGCUCCACCCACUUUACCACAGCAGCCAGCACCUCAAGAGGCUCCUCCCACUGCUCCUCCAUCUCCUCCUCUUCCUCCUCCUCCCUCCUUCCAGGAGCUAGAGAAUAGCAGCGCCACCAUGCAGGCCAGCACCUUCAACUACGCCCGACCCAAACAAUUCAUUGCCGCACAAAGCCCAGACAGAGGGGGUGUGGCCUAUGUCACACACUCAUCAGGCUCUUCUGCAUCCUCACCUCUGUCCCCGCCUACCUCCCACAAACCUUUCAGUAGGGUGACGGCGCCACCUGUCACGAAGUCCAGCAGUGCAGAGUCCCCCAGCUCUCCAUCCUUCCCUCCACCGCCUCCACCCUUCCUCAGCUCCAGUAAUCUGCCUUCACCAUCAGGCUCUGCCCAGGACUUUCCUCCCCCCCCUCCACCUCCUCCUCCACCUCCACCUCCACCUGUCUCCAUGUCUCCUGCUCUGUCAGACGUGUCUUCACCUUUCUCGUCCGUCCCUCCAUCUCCAGCCUCCAGCUUCCUGUCCUCUGUGCUGCCGUCCGCAGCAGGAAGUCCCAUCGUCAACGCUCUGGGUCUGCCCAAGGGCAACGGCACUGUUAAAGCAUUUCCCAGAAAAUCGUCAGGCUCUAAAACUCCACGCGUUGUCUCAGACUCCGACAUCCAGGGAUCCAAGGACGCAGUGAUCCAGGACCUGGAGAGAAAACUAAGGUUUAAAGAGGAGAGAGUCAGCAACGGUCAGCAGAGAUUAACCUAUGAGGAGAAGAUGGCGCGGCGUCUGUUGGGCGCCGACAACGCAGCCACUGUCUUAAACACGCAGGAGAUGGAGGAGGAGACGCAUACACAGGAAAAAGAAAAGUCGUCUGAUGAUAAAGACUCUCUCCCUCAAAAGGAAUACAAAGUGUCCAGUUUCGAGCAGCGACUCAUCAGUGAGAUUGAGUUCCGUCUGGAACGUUCUCCAGUGGAGGAGUCUGAUGAUGACGUGGAGCAUGACGAGGACUCUGUCGGCCAGGGGGUGGCGCCAUCCUUUGACCAGAAACUGAAGCACUACAAAGUGUUUGAAGGCAUGCCCGUGACCUUCUCCUGUAAGGUCUCUGGAGACCCCAAACCAAAGGUUUAUUGGUUUAAAGACGGUAAACAGAUUUCUAAGAGGAGCGAACACUACAGGAUCAGCCGUGACGCUGACGGAACAUGUUCUCUGCACACUGCUGCCGCCUCGCUGGAUGACGACGGCAACUACACCAUCAUGGCAGGAAACCCAGAGGGUCGUGUCAGCUGCACCGGCAGGAUGAUGGUCCAGGCUGUGAACCAGAGAGGACGCAGCCAGAGGUCAACACCUGGUCACAUGAGGAGACCCAGGUCCAGGUCCAGAGACAGUGGUGACGAGAACGACAACAUCCAGGAACGUCAUUUUCGCCCCCACUUCCUGCAGGCCCCCGGUGACCUCAUCGUCCAGGAAGGAAGAUUGUGUCGAAUGGACUGUAAGGUGAGUGGGCUGCCGACCCCCGACCUCAUCUGGCAGCUGAACGGUCAGACCAUCCGCCCUGACUCCUCCCACAAGAUGCUGGUGAGAGAGAACGGCGUCCACUCAUUGGUCAUCGAGCCGGUGACGAGUCGUGACGCAGGGAUCUACACCUGCAUCGCCAGCAACCGAGCAGGACAGAACUCAUUCAACCUGGAACUGAUCGUGGCAGCUAAGGAAAUGCACAAGGUUCCGUCGUUCGUGGAGAAGCUGCAGAACACCAUCGUGGCCGAGGGUCAUCCCGUCAGACUGGAAUGUCGAGUCAGUGGCGUUCCGUAUCCUCAGAUCUUCUGGAAGAGAGAGAACGAGUCGUUCACUCACAACACUGACAGGAUCAGCAUGCACCAGGACAACUGUGGUUACCUGUGUAUGAUUAUCCAGCCGGCCAUGAAGGAAGACGCCGGCUGGUACACAGUGUCGGCCAAGAAUGAGGCAGGAAUCGUGUCCAGCACAGCACGACUAGACGUUCACACUCAGUGGCAGCAGCCAAACGUCCCCAGGCCUAAGAAGGUCCGUCCGUCCACCAGCCGCUACGCUGCGUUGACAGAGCGAGGCCUGGAUGUGAAGGCCGCCUUCUUCCCCGACUACAGCCCACUGCCACCUGGUGGCCUGGUGGAGAGUGAUGAUCUGUAGAACUGAUGAUGACCCCGAGGACGCAGGCUCUGAAGGGAACCUGCUGGUUGAUGAUGUCAUCACAGUCACGUUCUCGUCAUUGAUCAUGACAGUGUUCUUCCUCUGGGUUUGUUGGUCUGUGGGGACGAGACCUGGAGAACCACCGCUGUUUUAACUUCUUCUCUAAUGAACUGUUGGAGCACCCCCUGCUGAUGUGCCUCAGAAACAAAAAUAUUUUUUAAAAUGCUAAGAUAAAAAAUGAUACCUGCAUGAAAACGUGGUGUCACAACAGAACACAGAGUGAACGCCACUUUGACAAAGGAGACGCAGCUCAGUGCUGACACCUACAGUCCAGUGCUGUCAGGACAAGGCCGGACCUUUCACACAAAUACAGAUGUUUAUUUUUUACUGAAAUAAAGAAAGUGUUCAGAGAAAAAAGAGAGAGAGAGUGGAGAGAUGGACGGUACAAGUAGGUUUGGGUGAGGACAAGUGUGGAGGUGACGCAGGUGAAGGUGAAGGGUUCUCCUUGGUUGGUGUGUGUUUAAACAGUAGGUUGAAAUAUUCACUGUAAUGAUGCACACACACACACACACACACACGCUUUGACUUUUUUCGGCUACAACCACAGAGUUCACGUGACCACGCCCACCACAGCUCCUGACAGAAGACUGAUAGGAGUCAGCUGAUUGGACAACAAUGAUGACAGACUUGGAGGAAACCUGAGGUCAAUUCUUGGGUGUGGGUGAGGGUGAGGGUGUGGGUGUGGGUGAGGGUGAGGGUGCAGCAGUGACAGAUCACCAGAUGUCUCCUCAAAAAGUCUUUUUUAUUUGUUCCUGUUCCAGUUUUAUAAUAGUUCUGUCCUGAUGUCACUGUUGGUGCUGACGUUCUGACUCUCUGUUCUGCCUGUUCUUAUUGUUUGGUUGUUUUCUUUCUGUGGUGCCAAAGAACUGUCUAAAGGAACCGACGGACUGAAACCAGAUCCUUGUUUUUUUUUCCUGUUGAAGAAAAGUAACAUAUAUUUAUACCUGGCCUGUUAUGUCUUUACAGUGUGACACAGCACCAUCUGCUGAUUGUUUUCUGUGCUUGCACAUUUCUUGGCCAAUCACCAUCUGUACAUGAAACUGUUUCCUGAUGUUAUUUUAGGUUUUAUUAAAGUAAAUAAAUGUUCAGAACCAA